CUAUGCAGUAGUCUACCUAACACACACGUUCCUUUCAUUCUUUUUUUUUUCAAUUUAAAUCGACGAUGAAAACGCUAUAGCCACAGAAUAAAAAACAAUUGUUUUAUAUAUAGUGGGAAAGCAUAUAUAUAUCAGGCAAUGACGUAUGAUGAACAAAAACUUGCUGUUAUUGAACAAUUUAGUCGAUUAUUUAAUAAAUCGAUUGAAUUUAUUCGUUCAGAAUUCAUUGAAAUAUUACAUACAGAUUGGACAGAAGAAGAAUAUGAGCGUGGAGGAUAUGAAUCGUUUUGUACACCAGGUAAAUUGAUAUUAGAGGGAGAUGCGUUGAAAAAACCAAUUGAUAGACUUCUCUUUGCUGGUACCGAGACAGCUGCUCAUUAUAAAGGCUAUAUUGAUGGUGCUAUCGAAGCUGGCUAUAGAGCAGCAGAUGAAGUAGCUUCAAUGUUGUGCAUUGAUAGAAUUUCGGUACAGUGA
Messenger RNA from Didymodactylos carnosus, 474 nucleotides. The record is from the annotation of a GenBank genome assembly. NCBI's taxonomy places the organism in Eukaryota, Metazoa, Rotifera, Eurotatoria, Philodinida, Philodinidae.